This is a messenger RNA of Dracunculus medinensis (Guinea worm), 315 nucleotides long. The record is from the annotation of a GenBank genome assembly. NCBI's taxonomy places the organism in Eukaryota, Metazoa, Nematoda, Chromadorea, Rhabditida, Dracunculidae.
GAAAUGAAUUGCUAUGAAAAUAUGGCCACAUUUAAGAGCUAUAUAAAAGGUUUUGUGAAAAAAGUGGUUGAUUAUAUGGCAGAGAAGGGUAGAAGUGACACUGAAAUCAGUGAAUUUAAAAAAAAGGUGCAGGCAUGGGUUGCUUCACUUCUGACCAAGGAUCGUUUCAAAAAACUGCAAUUUUUCAUCGGAGAAAGGAUGGCUGAAGGACAAGGUGAGGGACAAGUUGCAAUUGUAGAAUAUAGGGAUGAGGAUGAAGGUGAAGUGCCUUAUCUUAUGUUAAUUAAAGAGGCUGUGAUAGAAGAAAAACAGUGA